Tribolium castaneum (red flour beetle) is the source of this 3549-nucleotide messenger RNA. RefSeq names its product Dorsal root ganglia homeobox (gene Drgx). Gene Ontology annotation, biological process: regulation of transcription by RNA polymerase II. Gene Ontology annotation, molecular function: DNA-binding transcription factor activity, RNA polymerase II-specific; RNA polymerase II transcription regulatory region sequence-specific DNA binding. The transcript is spliced from 6 exons. The record is from RefSeq and is a predicted model, not a curated record. Bases 275 to 1327 code for a protein of 350 amino acids. NCBI's taxonomy places the organism in Eukaryota, Metazoa, Arthropoda, Insecta, Coleoptera, Tenebrionidae.
CCUAGCAACGUCAGUAUCUCGUGUUGAUCUGUCAUUUGUCCUGCUCCGAUUGUUGUGCAGAUAAAGGCGACCGACGACGCCGCUCACACUCGAUUUUAUUACGAUUUUUAAGUGAGAGAUUAUGGCGCGAAAGGACGAUUGAGUGGACGGUGACGCGUGCUUCAUGAAGCUGGAAGGAAGACUCGCUGAGAAAACGCGAGGGGGCUGAGCCCCCGGAUCCGACAUCACGAUUUUCGGCGACAGCCACAAGAUUGCGGGUGGGGGAGGCAGAGGCAUGUUCUGCUACCACUGCCCGCCCGCCUUGCACCCCGGCGCCCCCCAGCCCCGACUACCGACUCUGGAAUACCCAUUCACCCCGACCCACCCUUACACGAGCUACUCCUACCACCCGGCCAUCCACGACGACACCUUCGUCAGGCGGAAGCAGAGGCGGAACCGGACCACCUUCACCCUCCAGCAGCUGGAGGAGCUGGAGAGCGCCUUCGCCCAGACGCACUACCCGGACGUCUUCACCAGGGAGGACCUGGCCAUGAAGAUCAACCUCACCGAGGCCAGGGUCCAGGUGUGGUUCCAAAACCGGAGGGCCAAAUGGCGCAAGGCCGAGCGUCUGAAGGAGGAGCAGCGGAAGCGCGACGGCCAGGACGUGGUGAAGCGCGACCAGGAGGAGACGAAGGAAGAGAAGGUCGAGGAGACGAGCUCCCCGGAGGUGGCGGGCCCGGACGAAGAGCUGGUCCGGGAGUGCUCCAGCCGGAGCAGCGGCCGCGAGACCCCGGAGCAGCGAGUGGCGGAGACGUCCCCGGACCCGGCCUCGCCGCAGAGUCCGGCGGCCUCCGCCUCCUCGGAGCCGCCGCGGCCGGUGCCGCCGCCCUUCUCGCACAUGUUUCCCUUCGGCGACAGCACUGCAGGAUUUCGUCCGGUCCUGGACGGCAACUCCGCCACCAGGAACACGCCGCCCCUGUUCUUCCCGCCCCACCUGGCCUCCCAAUUUUCGCCGCCGCUCUUCCCGACACUAAAAGGUUUCCCCGGCCUCUGCUCCUGCUGCCCCAUCAAGCCGAUGGCGGGCCUGCUGCCAUCUGGCGACGGGUCGCAGAUUUCGCCCGGCGGCGGCGACCAGCGUUCGUCCAGUGUAGCCGAACUAAGGAGGAAAGCGCAGGAGCAUUCCGCCGCCCUCCUGCAGAGUCUCCAGCACGUGGCCAACUUCCAGCAGGCGGCUGGACUCGCCAGCGGCCUCAACUUUCCCCUGCUGCCGCCGUUGACUCUGCAGGCGCUCAACAGGAAACACGAAAUGCCGGAAACGGCCACUAACAGCAAAGAAUCGACGACGUAAUCUGACAGAGGGAGUUGCGAAUUGGCGUACUUAGGAGUUGUAAAUAGUGUACGGAGUGCAAUCUGAACAAACACCAAAUCGUAGCAGGUGGAGAUUAGUUAACGGGAAUAUUUUAGUUGUUUAAGGGCUGAAGGCGGCGUCGGGCGGGUGGUCGGAGUGCAAUAAACGGUACAGUCGAAAAAUUCACAAUUAGAGCUAUUAUGUAUUUUUUUAUUUGCUUAAAAAUGUAUUAUUUUUGCUUCUUAAAAAUUGGAAUAUUGGAGAAUCAAAAAGUGCAAUAACAGAAACAUAUCCACAAAUGUUGACGAGAAAAUUGCACAAGUUGGAAAUUAUAAAAACUUAGAAAAGCAAAAACUACUUUUCUAUUUAACUCUCGAGUAAAAUCUCGAGUAAAAAAAAUUAAUACGGAAAACACUUUUGGCUUUUGACACGAACUUUUCAUGAAAAAAGUAAAAACCAAGCGCCUUCGCCUAAAUUAUUUACUUUACGAAAAAAUAAUUAGUACCUACAUAAAUCAAGUCCGUUACAAAUGUGAUUGUUCUUGAAGAAUAAAACUUUUUUUAUACCUUAUAACUACGACGAUUUUUUUGGUUAAAAAUUAUAAUGACUUCUAAUUCUAUAACGAAAAUAAGCAAUAAAAUAAGAUGCAAUUUUAAGCAAAAUAUUCAUAAAAAACGCAGGAAAACUGAAAAUAUGCCUAAAAAUAUAAUCAAAAUUUUUCGCGAAAGCAGUGAUAUUCAAAACAAAAUUUAUUUCUCAAAUGUUUAACAAAAACAAAAAUUUACGAAAAAAUUAAUUAAGUAAUUGGAAGUACCUACUUUAAAAAUGGAAACAUUUUUCAAGAAUUUUUUUUUUCGAAAUCUAUUUACGUUUGCAAGUUAUUAAUUUUUUUAUGGCAAUUACUACUAUGGCAAUUUUUUGGUAAGAGAUUAAUCUCCAAAAACGACUUUUAAUUCAAUAAUAUUGUUCCUAAACCAGUGUUUUUUUUAAUUAAAUUACUAAAGUUGCAAUCCGAAAAACGCCAAAUUAGCAAAUAUAAGCAUUUAAAAUUAUUAUUUCCGUUUAUUUGGAAUAGAAAAGCUUCGUUUAUCUAUAACCACAAAAAAGGUACGCUACACAUUAAAAUAAUGGACUUUGAAAUCAUAAAUACUGAUAUUAAUAUUACAAAAAUUGGAAAUAAUGUAAUGCUAUUAUCAAAUUUUUCAAAAAGAAUUUUAAGAAAAUAGUUUCUUUGGUUUUUGUAAUGAGUUAAAAUUACCAUUUUAAAAGUACAGCAACAUUUAGCAACAGGUCAUUUCUUGUUUUUAAUUUCAGUCUUUGCUUACGACACGAAAGUCUUUGUGAAUUUUUUAUCGAAAAUAUUAUUUUGUAUAACUCUAUCUAACGUCUCUUAAAUACCUUUCCGCUACUUUUGACACACCUGAUAAAAUCAGGGGUCAUUUUUAAAGUACCUACCUUAAAAAAAUCGUUGUACCUAGAAGAUUCCAAAAAAAAAAAUUUAUACCUAACUCGAAAACCAAAAUUUUAUUCUUCAUUGUAUUAGCUAUUUUUUCAUAGAGUAACUAGUCUAGACAAAAAACGCUAGAUACCAUUUUUGCCCAACCCUGUAGGUAUACGAGGAAAAAUAAUUGGAAAGAGAACUUUUAUUUUUAGCACUUCCCACAUUUUUGUCUUUGUUUGUUCAGUAAAAUUAAAUAUUAUGUACCUCUGUUUACCGACCCCCUGUAUUACAGGCCUGUGUAGUAGUAGGAUGAAUAAAUAUAAAAAUAUUCUCAGGACUGAAGUGUACAUUACGUUUUUUCUGAAAUCGCGGUUUUUCAGUCGUAUAAAAAAUGGUAUGCAAGCUACAAACAUGCCCACUUUACGAAAGAUAAUAAUGAGUAUUAUAGUACUAUUAUUUUUGUUAUGGGUCCGGAAAAGUUCUACUUCAAGGGGUGUUUUCAGUUAAUUUUUUUGACGAUUUCAGAAAAAAAUACUUUGUAGGUCAGCUAAAAAAAAAUGAAAUCGUUGUCCGCCUGACGCCCCUCGCCCCCUUGUAAGCAAUAGUUGUACAUAUAGUUGUAGAAUAGCGACUUGUUACCGGAAUAUUGUGAUGUGAUCUAGUAUUAUAGCCAUUAUACCGAACCUGUGUACCAUUCGGCCUUCCGGGGCCCUCUCUGUAAAUCCACCAAGCAACCAUGUAUAAACGAUAUAGUGUGUUCAAUAAAGCAACCUAUAACCGA